This is a messenger RNA of Aspergillus niger, 246 nucleotides long. RefSeq lists its product as hypothetical. The transcript is spliced from 5 exons. The coding region runs from base 1 to 246 and encodes 81 amino acids. Lineage: Eukaryota; Fungi; Ascomycota; Eurotiomycetes; Eurotiales; Aspergillaceae. The record is from RefSeq and is a predicted model, not a curated record.
AUGCCUGCGAUGAUCCACCGCCAUGAUGGAAUAAACAAAGUCCCCGAAAUUUUAUGCACAUGGACAAAAUACGUAGUAGAGUCGGCAAGCUUGGACAUCCGUCACCGACCACUCGGUGGUCAGGUUACUUACUGUGUAUCUAGUACUGACGUCUCCGGCGGAGCUUGCGAGCAACAGAGAAAGAGGGAGAGGGUUGUGGAUGAAUUAGGAUCCGUUGGGGUUUGUCAAAUAGAGGAGCAAUUGUAG